ACCACAACAGAUCACAUUCUCUCUACAGAGACCUCUACAGCUCACACAUCCAACCAUGGCACCUACAAUCACUGCAGCAAUCACCAACUCUCAGGAGCAUCUGACUCUGACCCACAAGCUCAGAAAACCUCUGGUGGAGAAGCUCCGCAGAGAGCGAAUCAACAGCAGCAUUGAGCAGCUCAAGUCUCUCCUGGGUCCAGAGUUCCUCAAACAGCAGCCAGACUCCAAGAUGGAGAAAGCAGACAUCCUGGAGAUGACAGUUUGCUUCCUGACACACAUGCAGCAGCAGAACCAACAGCAGAGAACACUGCUCAACCACAUCAACAAGCUGCAACCUUGUUCUGAUAACAGCCUGACAGAGGCUGACUUCUUUCCUCUCAGCUCCACAGUCCAGACCAGCAUCACCAAAGACAAGAGUCCAGUCAACAGCGCCCUCUGGAGGCCGUGGUAGACACCUACACACUGGAGUUACAACCAGACAACAUUUAAAUGACCACAUUGGUCAAAGAUUACUGGACUGAAUUCUAGGAGAUUUCAUGAACUUAUUUUUUUGUAUGUACGGAAGGUUGAUCUGGCGUUUUUUUGUGCAAGAUGACAUUUCCUGAGGAAAUGACAGCAACAAUAUCUUUCAAGAUAAGAAAGAAAACAUCUUGUCUGCAUGAGACAAGCUGAAUAGACCAUAUUGGUUAAAGAUUACUGGACUGAAUUCUAUGAAAUUUCAUGAACAUGUUUUUCUGUAUGUGCAGAAGGUUUAUAGGUGUUUUGUUCUUUGUGGAAAUUAAGAAAGCAAAUAUCUUGUCAUGCAUGUUGCAUGAACCAAAUCUAAUUGUAUAUGCAAUUAUUUUUAGUUGUCAUCGUACUUCAUGUACUGGUGUUUGUAUGAUAACAUUUGUUGUCUGUUGAUUAUUAUCGAUAAUUGUGAUUUUUAAAAUAUCAUGCCUGUUUUAUGGACACAUUGUCAAAAUGAAUGAAAACCUGAUCUGUUUGAGGAUCCAAAUGUUAAAUCUGUUCUAAAAGGUUUAUCAUAAUAUUCUCACUUUAAUCAUUUACUGUGCAUUAUGAACUGUCUCUUGCAAAAUAGCUACCAUUUUGAUCGAAUAUCUUUGUCUCUUUUAUAGACAGCUUGUUGAAACUUAUCUCAAUUAAUGUCACUGUUAUAAAAAUAUCUGUUUUAAGAUUAACAUUUGUAUCCUUCUCCCGUAAAAAGUUAGUUUAAUGUGAAUCAUUGCAUUCAGUGUUCAUCAAGAAUGAUGACCUGUUAUAAAGUAAUUUCUUUUUCUUUUUUAACUCUAUUGAGAAAAGAAAAUGUCAAAGGACAGUGAGUUCUGUCCUUAAUUUGUUUAUCUUUUAUAAAGACAGUUGUUCCUUUACUCUGUGUGAGUACACUGUGUCUUGUAGAAACCUACAAGUUCUGGUUGUGAUGUACCAUCACGUCUUGUUGGAGCUUCAUCCUUGAAGUGGCUCAUUGUAGCUUGUUGAAUAAACAAACACUGUCAGC
Molecule: messenger RNA, 1498 nt
Organism: Amphiprion ocellaris (clown anemonefish)
Lineage: Eukaryota; Metazoa; Chordata; Actinopteri; Pomacentridae
Product: transcription factor HES-5-like
Exons: 3
Coding region: 56-451 (131 amino acids)
Biological process (GO): regulation of transcription by RNA polymerase II; anterior/posterior pattern specification; regulation of neurogenesis
Cellular component (GO): nucleus
Molecular function (GO): DNA-binding transcription factor activity, RNA polymerase II-specific; protein dimerization activity; RNA polymerase II cis-regulatory region sequence-specific DNA binding
Source: RefSeq, a predicted model, not a curated record